AUGUACAGCAGCGCAGCUAGUGGCACGCGCACCACAGACGCAGCAACGACUGCACGCGGAAAACAGCGUCAACAUUAUGACCUGGAACGCGAGCAACGGCGGUCACGAGCGCCGUCGGGGCACACCGAGGGGAGUGUCGGUGAGUAUCGAGAAAACAGAGACACAGAUAGAGAUAUGGUAGGGUAUAGAGAGCGGGAAAGAGAUAGGGAGAGUGAUAGAGAGAGGGAUAGGGAUAGGGAUCGAGACCGUGAUUCCGAUAGUUAUAGUAGCAGAGACCGGGAAAGAGAACGGGACAGGGAUCGCGAUAGAGAUGCCGUGUCGCCGAGUCAAAGCGGGGCCGGGGCCAGAAGGAUGGACUGGGACGGGAAAGAGAAACGCGGUAUGGAAUUGCGCAGCGUCAGUGGGGGGUAUGUGCGAGAAAGUAGAGAGCGAGAUAGGAGUGAGCGUGAGCGGGACCGAGACAGAGACAGAGAUCCCCGCGAGCGGGAUUUAAGAGAUCGCGAACGCGACCGAGAAACACGCGAUAGAGACCGCGGAGAAAGGCGCAGAGAUGGCGGUGGUGGUGGCGGGGUGAAUGGCCCCCCGCAAACGCACUGGCAGCACGACUCGAGACUGAGGAGUAGUGUGUCCGGUAGGGACGACCGAGACCGGGAUAGAGAUAGCGCGAAGUCCCGGGAAGGGAAUAGGGGGGGUCUAGAGGGGGGUCUGGAAAGAGGCCUGUCUGGAUCAGGCAGUGGUAGGGCUCGGCGGAUGGAUUCGGCUCAAAUUUUAGGGCGCAAUACAUCUCCGGUGCGGGGCUCGGAAGACGAUCAAUAUCAUUCCAAUACACUCACGAGUACUGGUUCAAUAACAAGUAAUGACAAUAUGGCAGACGCAAAUCCGAGUACAAACCCUGGGACGGGGCGGGAUUUCGGUGAGAAGGCUUCGCAGUCGAUCCCGAACGGAAUAUUAUCGGAGACCAAAUCACAAAUACCAGCAACUUACGCCGCAAAGUCGGGAUUAGAUAGCGCUAGUUCGGGUGCACGAAACAGUAACAGCUUCGUAUCAACUCACAACGAGGACACCGGACAUAAUCUGAUCCACAGCCAGAGUCUUUCUGGGUCGUCCAGUUAUCUGUCGUCUGUGAAUAGCGGACUACAAACGAGCAAAGAGAACGCAUCCACAGGCAACCUGGCCAGGAAAGAUGUGUCCACUGCAGGUGGUACGGCAGGCGGCGCUCUGCGCGGGGGCGUGGACACAGCGCUAGGGUCUACGUCUCCAAGCGCCAACGUUACACCGACGUCCCGGCAGAGGGAUCACAGAGGCGCUACCUCCAAUGUGGUGGGAGAUGGCGGCGAUAGGGAGCGCGAUCGGGUCAACGAUCGAGACAGACAAGAGAGAGACCGCGAACGUGACAGGCAAGACCGUGACCGGGAAAGAGAGCGCACAAAGCGCGACCGUGCUGGGGGUGGGAACAGCUCGAGGUAUAGCUUGGAUCGGAUUGGCGGAGCAAGCCGCGAGGUCGGGGCAGGCAAUAGGAUGACCGCAGGCGGCGGCCCGGAUCUGGCGCCUAUGCCGCCGCGAGCGCGACCGCGAGCGGGCGGAGGCAUGAAUAGGCUGUUCCAGGGUGCGCUUAAGGACGUCAGGCGCGCGCGCGACACGGAAGUGAAGAAGAAGAAGGAGGAAGAGGUCAAGGAAGCCAAAGAGGUAGGUAAGAUUGUGGAUUCUCAGACUCAUGCGGAGGGGCUCUCAUCGUCUGGCCCGAGUGCCAGCGAUGUGCGUAGCGGCACACGAAAUAACACAGACGAUGACCGAGAACGCGAUAGAGAGCGCUCGGGGACCGAGAGUGGGGCUGCAGCGGGAGCGAUGGUUAGAACGGCGUCGAGAGACUCGGAGGCGAGUAGUAUGAUGGUCAAUGACUCCCUGAACACACACUCACCCCGGGUGAGAUCCAGUUCCAUCACAAGCUUAGUAGGUGCGCGAGCGUCCACGCCGAGCGGGAAGGACGCGACGGCGGCCGUGCGGGACAGAGACCGCGAGCGCAGGAAAGAGCAGCACACCACCCCCCACACACAAGCCAACCUGGCCGUGCGUAAACCCACUACUACCACACCUCAGGCCCACACCUCAGGCACCUCGACGGCGGUGGUACGCAAGGGCUACGAGAGUGACCAGGCACAGCCCGGCGGGCUUGCCUUGGCGGCGUCCUUGUCGACAUCCGGGUCCACGAGUAACCUGUCUAAGCUGCACUCGCCCGACGCCAGUUCAUCAGCACGAUCGUCGUCGGUUACGAGUCUGCGGACGGCCUCGGGUAGCGUAGCGCCGGCCAACGUUGCCGGGGCGGGAGCCAGUGGGGCCCGAAUGGGCCGGCAGGACAGCUCCAGUAGCCUAAGUAGUUCAGUUCAUUGUAAUAGUAUCAGUAACAAGGAUGACCGCGAGCAGGAGCGGGAGCGGGACAGAGACCGCGAUACCCCGCUGCAGGCAGGGAGUGUGUCUAAGCCGAAUGGCGAGAGUGUGGGCUCAGAUAGAGAGCGGGAGCGAGAGGGCAGGGAAAGGGCUAGCAGAGCGUCUUCCACUGUGUCCCAUGCUGCUGGCGUGACACGGGAGCAGCAGCAGCAGCAAGCCCUGGCCGCCUCGAAGAUGCUCAAGAGUGGCGGAGGGGCGUCCAAUUGGAGGCGGUUGUCUGAGGACGAGGACUCGUACCGCGAGCAUACAGAGCGCUUAGAACGCACCGAGCGCGAUCACGAUCGUGCGGGCGAGCGUCUGAGUGAGCGCGAGAGGGAGCGCAAGCACAACGAGGAUAUCCGCGAGCGAGACCGCGAGAUGCGCGACCGGGAACGCGAGAGAGAUCGCGAGAGCAGGGACGGGCACAGUGGGCGAGAUAGAGACAGGGAUAGAGACAGGGACCCUAUCAGCCACUCAACAGCUAUAAGAGAGUGGGAUCGAGACCGCAUCCGGGAUAAUGAGCGAGACAGAGAGCGUGAGCGCGAACGCGAUAUCAGGAAACGACAAGGCAGCAACGCACAACAACAGCUGCAGCACGGCUCGAUGAAGUCUCCCCCGAUUGGCGCGAACACCAACCAGCCUGGUGGGCGGGAUAGAGAUAAUCGAGACACCCGGGAACGCGGCGACAGGGACAGAGACAGGGACAGAGACACACACGGACGGGGCAAUAGAGACCGGGACGGUAAUAGAAGGGCGGGCGACCGAGGCAAUAACGAUCGCAUCAAGCAGUGGUCGAACCGAGACGCACGCGAGUUUGAGAUGAUGCAACGCGCGCAGCAGAGCCAGUCCUCGCAGUGGCAGCAGCAGCAGCAUGUACAGCAGGCGCUCAAACCGCACGAGAUGUACCAGCAAUACGCCCAGUGGCCCCAACAGCACGCCCAGACCCAGGCGCAGCAGAACUACAUGAACAUGAUGAAUUACAUGUACCACAGCCAGGUCCAGCAGCACAUGGGUGGGCCGGAUCAGUGGGCUCAGCUCGCGAAUAUGGCGAGCAUAGACCCCGUAUUAGCCAGCCUGAUUGCGAAUGGCGCGGGUGCGGAUGUGGCGGCGGGGUCGCACGACGCACAGAUGCGCGAGCAGGUGAUGGCGAUGAUGGCCGCUCAGCAGCAGCACCACGCUCUCAAUGGAGGGCUGGGUAUGCAGGGGGCCAAUUACGGGACGAAUAACGGGAUGGGCGGGUCGCAGCCGACUAUGGUCAGCGGGACCGGUGAUACGAUGAUGUUCUAUCCCACGCUCAGGCCGAGUGUAGCCGGGCGCGACUUCAAUCUGUGUGUGGAGCUGAGCGAUUCGGAAGACGAGGACGAGAGCGAUGGCGACGUCUCCGACUACGCGCAGUCGCAUCUGCACGCACAGCAGGCUCACGCACACGAUAGUGGAGACGCAUCGUUUGACAGCGGGUUGGCGAUGAACCCGGACAUGUCCGCCCAGGAAACCCUAGACGCCACGCUGACCCUUGUGGCGCCCAAGCAGCACUCAUUGCGCCAGGAGCCGCACAUCAGUGCAUUCGGCGCGUGUGACACGUCACGCUGUGACCACACGGAGCUGGAGGUGGACCUCAGCUUCAUCUCUGACAAUCUGCGGCAGAUAUAUACCAUCACACAGAACAUCCUGGAGACCCACGCCGAGGCGACGCUGCAGCAUCUCAGGCAGGGCUCGUCUGGUAAGAGCGCCACCCCCGCGGCGGCUGUGGCGGGCAUUACGAGCGAUGACGAGGACAUCUUCCAGUACCUUUCCGACGACGACGACCGGGACACUAUAUACUACCCUAACCCAGCUGAUCUGGUCACUGCCAGCGGCGAUGCGGAGGCCGCGAACGCCGUUGGAGAUGAUGGGGAUGGAGACGGUGAUGGAAACGGUGCACUGAGUGCCACUGAGGACGGCGUGGCGGUGCCGGAUAUGGACACGGCUACCAAGUCUGAAACGACUGGCGCUGGUGACGCCGUGGGUGGGGAUAGUGUGAGUGUGUGUGGCGGACCUACGACAAGCACAGCAGAGCGUGGGGCAGGGGACCAGUCGGGGCUUGCUGGUGACGGGCGCACGCAUGCGGCUUCUGUAGAUACAAGUGCCAAGCAGGCGGUGGGCAGUACUGGAGACAGUACCGAUCCUGAACGUGCGGGUGCAGGUGCGCACGCGAGUGGUGCUGAACUUGAGAGGAGCCGAAGUCCCGAACUUUCGCACCUGUACGCGGUAGCUGAUGGUGUGGGUGUGGGUGUGGCUGCGGGCGAACCAGAGACCGCGGAUAACACACCGGUGCUCAAGCGCACGCAAAGGGCGUACGUGUCACUGUUGUCGGAGGACUCACUCAGCACCGAUGUGGACUCGGAUGGGACGAUCCUAGCCACUGAGAUAGAGUCGGACAAUGAGGUGGAUAGUACCGUGGAGGUACAAGGCAGGUUAGCAGAGGUGGACUACAUGUUAGACGAUGUGUUAGGAAUAAACGACGCGGUGUAUACCACCGCCACACACACAGAAGGCCCAGCCUCACGCGCAAAGCUCGCGGGACAAGCAGCUGGCGCAGCGCACGGCACAGAUGCACAGGAGACGAGGAUCACGCAAAUAGGCACGGCUGUUCCGGUGCAAGGGGGUGUUAUGGCUGAUGCAGCUGCCACACUGUCACAUGCUAACGUUGGUGUACGUGCGGCUGCGGGUGCUGGUGCUGGUAGCUCGAUGCUCACGAGUGCCGAUGUCGAAGACCACGUGGCAGGUGAUAGUGGACCACCCGACCACUGAGUGUUUAGAGUGUAUAGGUUAACACAUAAAGUGUACAGCGUGUCACAUAUAGUGUGUAGCUUGUCACGUAUAGUGUACAGGGUUGUUUUCCGUAUAUAAACCGGUUUCGGACUGGAAGAACCCGUCCAUCUCGGGCCCGUCGAACGCCCCUUUGCGUCUAGCGGAGUGGGCCUGGGGUGCGUAUGGGUUGGCUCGGGAGACAGAACCACGUGACGCGGCGUGUGCCUGUCCAGUUCUCGAUGGGAACAUUGCGAAUGCGACGUGUGACAAGGCAUACUAUAGCUCUUCGGUAGGUGUAGCGCAGCAUGUCAGUGGUGAAAGUUCGGUACUUGUCCCCCACUUCGAGUGGCCAAUGUCUGGGGUAGUCGAAUAAUAAAACCAAGUAUCGUAUGCGAGGGGGAUAGCUGGCGUCAAGACCACUGUGGACAGGCUAUUGUAAAUUUGUUGAUGCCGUACGAACACGCCGGGCCAGCGUUGCAGACACUAGAAGGAUCCAGUUAGGACGGUUCGGCUCGCCCAAUGCCGUGUUUGAUCGACGCCAUAUACCCGUCUUUGGUGCGCGUAGGCAAGCUGGAUGGGUCAAUAACAGUCCAGUCAGCAUAGCGUAGGGGAAUUUGAGUUCGCUUGUUUAUUAAGGUCGAUUAAUCGAUCGAUCGAUCGAUUGAUUCAUCGUGCGUGUCCCAACGGGUUCACCCCAUGCCACAACAACACCCUACCGGCAGUACGGCACAAGAGGUAUCGAAGGCACGCAGCACGGCAUCUCAAUGGAACAUGACCGUACACAGACUACACAGACUUGUUGUCGCACGACCACUUGCCUGCUGCAGGUGGUGCUUUGAGAUCAGGCCCAUGGUAUGUGUAAGGACACUCCACUACCGGCCCCAUGGGCAAUGCUCGGGUGCAAGGUGACGGUAGUCUUGGGAUAGCGAUGCACUAUUAUAUGACACGUAACCAUCUCAGUUUGCGGUUCAGGCAGAAUAACGAUAGUCAGUUUAUUGGGUACCCCCACACCACCAGUCGUCUCUAGAGGCUGUGAGACCGCACGUACGCGACAUGCCGAUUCCGUAGAUUGUGGGUGUGGCGAGUGAAUCGGUGUAUGGUUGAGGUUGGAGUGUCCUCUACUCUAGUGCACACAGAUAUGGCUGGAGUGCGUAUGCACACACGCACACGCACACACGGGUGGCUCAUUAUUUGCUAAUUUAAGUGGUUGGGACGGAUGAAGAUGAAAUUUAGAAAACCGGGAAUCUACGGAUACCAUGGAAGGGCCCUGACAGGUCACGUCAUGUCGUGCCAUGGUUGAGGAGGCAUCUGACAUUUCGAGUGGAUCACGGAGCAAGUUUAGUUAGAAAUGGUAUUUAUAUCGAUCGUGAGAACGGAGAUACGGCAGAAUACCUGUGUGUUCAGAACGGAACGGCACCACAACCCUUUGUGUGUGUGUGUGCGCGUCCGUCGUGUUUGUAUGUGAGAAAGAAAGAUAUCAAGAUGUAUGCUAAGGGGGUUGUUCUUCCCUGAUAGUGUGUACUAAACACCCAGUCAAUAUUAAGAUCCCCUACCGAGAAAAAAUAAAGGUGAAACAUGAGGCGAGUCUUGGCUGCUGAGCCAAGGCUAUGCCGGUACCC
Molecule: messenger RNA, 6833 nt
Organism: Sphaeroforma arctica JP610
Lineage: Eukaryota; Ichthyosporea; Ichthyophonida
Exons: 1
Coding region: 1-5214 (1737 amino acids)
Source: RefSeq, a predicted model, not a curated record